This is a messenger RNA of Physella acuta, 1331 nucleotides long. RefSeq lists its product as uncharacterized. The record is from RefSeq and is a predicted model, not a curated record. NCBI's taxonomy places the organism in Eukaryota, Metazoa, Mollusca, Gastropoda, Physidae.
AGACUUAUAUACAUAACAUUGGAUACUGAAUUAAAGUUUAUCAAGAAAAAUCGUGAGAAACACUACAGCUUUAAAAGAUGUCAAACCUUGAUUGGAUAGAUUCAUUUCCCAAGACAUGCAGGUCAUUGCUUUCUGUACACAAGAUUUGCCAGAGUGUGUUAGAAAACAUGUUGAAGGAGGUGAAUGCUGAUUUUAAAUGGCUAGAGGAAAUAGUUCAAGUGGCUCAUAAUAUGUUUUCAGUUAAAAGUAUGGUUUUAAUUCCAAUGCCUAAAACACCUUGUCAAAAACGCAGACAGAAAAGGGUUAAAAACAAAGUUGAAGAAAAAUAUGCUAAUUUCCAACCAUCAUCUGAUUUACAGGAAGAAAAUGGAUUAAAAAGAUGUGAAAAUUACGGAGAGCCCAUUCGUCCAGUUCGUAAAUGUAGAACUAAUGCAAAACAUGAGCAUGUUUUUGAUGGUGUUCCACAAAGAACUUCACAUUUGGACUCAGCUGUUUUGAAGUGCACUGCACCUAACAAGAAUCACCUUGACAACAAAGAAAAUCUUUGUGUGGAUCUUUUUGGAUGUUCCAGUUUAAAGAAUGAAAUGCACAUAACUUCCAACAAUGGUGAAGCAUUUAACAGCUCAUUUGUAUUGGGCAAGAAAUCACCUCAAAAAUCUGAAACUGACUGCAAAUCUUUAAAAGAGUGGACAGAUAAUGUUUCUCCAGAAAAAUCAUCCCGUGGUUUAAAUAAUAAUGAUUCCUCACAUCCAACAAGUGACAUAUAUGAUAAACAUUUAAGAGUUGACACAACCGAAAAAUUGAAAUCUGAACUCCAAGAUGAAAGUUUGUGUAGCCACAAACUGCCUAAUAUACUUGACGAAACACAAAUAAUCGUAAAUGAAGUUUUUGAACUUUGUGGUGAUCAUAAGCCUGCUAUGCUGAAGGAGUAUGAAAUAGUUAAAGUUAAAACCACUCCUGUCACUGCUGCACUGGUUAAUAAGAAUAUUACUCAACAAGUUACUAAAAAUGAAUACUCAGCUAGUAGCAGUAUUUCUAUUGAUGGAAAUGUUAAUACAGGUACUGGAAAAAAGAAAAGCAAUGAGUAUCAAGACACAGUUUAUGCAGAGGAAAUAAUUUCAUUUAAUGAUUUAAAGGAAGUUUCAAAUAGUACAGUAUCUCUGGCAGAGUUAGCUGUUUCUUCUGAAACAUUUUGCAAAACAAAAACGCAACUUUCAAAAGAAAGAAAUUCUUUAGAUAAACAAGGUCCAAGUACUCGAACUAGAACGAAACAAUCUCUCAAGCCAAAAGAAGACCCUGGUACUGUCCAUGUGCAAAACAACCAUCGGUAG